This is a messenger RNA of Sphenostylis stenocarpa, 2769 nucleotides long. Lineage: Eukaryota; Viridiplantae; Streptophyta; Magnoliopsida; Fabales; Fabaceae. The record is from the annotation of a GenBank genome assembly.
AUGGGAGUAAAUAGGAAGACUGUUGUCGGUGAUGCAAUUGUUGGUUUUUUGGUGAGAGAAGAAGCUGUUGGGUGGCAAAAUUUGUCCUUGGUUUCUUUUGUUGUAAUGGCAAACAACUUAACGGGGCAGCUUGUGGCUUCAGAGAUACAUGGGUUUCACACGUUGCAGGAUCUGGAUGUUAGUGAUACUAUGGAGGAGGCAAAAAGCAGAUGGCUGCGUCCCAAUGAGAUUCAUGCCAUACUCUGUAAUCAUAAAUAUUUCAAGAUCAAUGCCAAGCCAGUGCAUUUGCCCGAAAGUGGUACUAUUGUACUAUUUGACCGCAAGAUGCUUAGAAACUUCAGAAAAGAUGGGCACAAUUGGAAAAAGAAAAGUGAUGGGAAAACUGUUAAAGAAGCCCAUGAACACUUAAAAGGGGUUUUAAUGGUUUCUUCUUUGUUGGCAAUGAAGAAAGGAUCCAUGUAUACUAUGCUCAUGGCCAAGAUAACCCAACCUUUGUUCGUAGAUGUUAUUGGUUGCUUGAUAAGUAUGUUUUGCAUGACUUUAGGUUCUGAAUUCCAAUAUAUCAUGAGUUUGGAGCACAUAGUCCUUGUUCAUUAUCGUGAAACACGAGAGAUACAAUUGCAAAGUUCUCCUGUUACACCUAUAAAUUCAAAUUCAAGUUCUGUCUCUGAUCCAGCUGCAUCUUGGAUUCCACCAGAAGAGUUUGAUUCUGGGACGAACAGUGCUUACACUGUUGAGCUUAAUGACAACGUAACAGUCAAAAAUCAUGAACAGAAGCUUCAUGAAAUUAAUACACUUGAAUGGGAUGACCUAGUGGUUUCAAAUGUCCACACUUCUACUACACCUAAUGGAGGCAAUGCUCCAUGUUCAUAUCAGCAAAAUCAAAGUUUACUGACUGGAAGCUUUGGCAAUGUAUCCAGUAAUCCUUCAGCAGAAAUUCCUUCUUUUGGCUUGCAAAGUCAGGACAGCUUUGGGAUGUGGGUGAACAACAUAUCCGAUACUGAGUGUCCAAUAAAUGAAUCGGCUCUUGAAACAUCAAUUUCUUCUGUUCAUGAACCAUAUUCAUCGCUGGUGGCAGAUGAUCAGUUAUCUUCCCUGCCUGAACUAGUAUUUAAUCUCACAGAGGUGUCUCCUGCGUGGGCGUCUUCCACUGAGAAAACAAAGGUCCUGGUAACCGGAUAUUUUCAUAGUAACUAUCAACACCUUGCAAAGUUCAACCUAGUGUGUGUCUGCGGUGAUGUUAGUUUUCCUGUAGAAAUUGUUCAAGUUGGGGUUUACCGAUGCUGGGUAUCACCACAUUCACCUGGAUUGGUCAAUAUCUAUCUGAGCUUUGAUGGCCAUAAGCCUAUUAGCCAAGUUGUUAAUUUUGAGUAUCGUACUCCCAUUUUGCAUGAUCCAACUGCUUCAAUGGAAGAGAAAUACAACUGGAAUGAAUUGCGACUUCAGAUGAGGCUUGCUCAUUUGCUCUUUUCUUCAGACAAGACCCUUGAUAUUUUCUCAAGUAAAGUAUCACCAACUGCACUCAAAGAGGCUAGAAGAUUUUCCUCCAAAACAUCAUUUAUCUCCAAAAGCUGGCAAUUCUUGAUGAAGUUAAUUGACGACAAAACAACUCCAUUUUCACAAAUAAAAGAUAACUUGUUUGAAAUUGCAUUGAAAAACAAAUUAAAGGAAUGGCUUUUGGAACGAAUUAUCUUAGGCAGCAAGAGUACUAAAUAUGAUGCGCAAGGACAAGGAGUAAUUCAUUUGUGUGCAAUGCUGGGAUAUAAUUGGGCAAUCUCCUUAUUUUCUUGGUCAGGCUUGUCGUUAGAUUUCCGUGACAAAUUUGGAUGGACAGCUCUUCAUUGUGCAGCUUAUCAUGGAAUGGAGAAAAUGGUUGCAACUCUGCUGUCUUGUGGGGCAAGGCCAAACGUGGUCACAGAUCCAACUCCACAAAAUCCUGGUGGAUGUACUGCUGCUGAUCUUUCUUAUAUGAAAGGAUACGAUGGCUUAGCUGCUUACCUUUCUGAAAAGUCUCUGGUUGAGCAGUUCAAUGACAUGAGCUUAGCUGGAAACAUCACUGGCACACUGGAAACUGGCUCAACUGACCCAGUAAAUCCUGAGAACCUUACUGAGGACCAGCUGUACCUAAAGGAGACAUUGGCAGCUUACCGUACAGCUGCUGGGGCAGCAGCACGCAUUCAAGCUGCCUAUAGGGAACAUUCGCUAAAAUUACGAUAUGAGGCAGUUGAAUUAACCAGCCCAGAGGAUCAAGCACGUCAUAUAGUAGCAGCUAUGAGGAUCCAACAUGCCUUUCGCAACUAUGAGACAAGGAAAACGAUGGCAGCCGCCGCUCGGAUUCAGCAUAGAUUCCGUACGUGGAAAUACCGUAGAGAAUUUCUUCACAUGCGGCGUCAAGCUAUUAAAAUUCAAGCUGCUUUCAGGGGCUUUCAAGUCCGGAGGCAAUAUCGUAAAAUCAUAUGGUCUGUUGGGGUGCUGGAGAAAGCAAUUCUGCGGUGGCGGUUAAAGAGAAAAGGCUUCCGGGGUCUCCAGGUUAAUCCUGUUGAGGAUGAGAAGCAGGAAAAUGGUGCAGAGGAGGAUUUCUUUAGGACCAGCAGGAAACAAGCUGAAGAACGUGUGGAGAGGUCUGUCGUUCGUGUGCAGGCCAUGUUCCGUUCUAAGCAAGCACAAGUAGAAUACAGGAGGAUGAAGCUAGCACAUAAUCAAGCAAAGCUGGAUCUGGAAUUAGAAGAUUUCCUCAAUUCGGAAGUUGACAUGUUACCCAAGAUAUAG